Messenger RNA from Plodia interpunctella (Indianmeal moth), 1711 nucleotides. RefSeq names its product Malate dehydrogenase 2 (gene Mdh2). The record is from RefSeq and is a predicted model, not a curated record. Gene Ontology annotation, biological process: malate metabolic process; tricarboxylic acid cycle. Gene Ontology annotation, molecular function: L-malate dehydrogenase (NAD+) activity. The coding region runs from base 94 to 1125 and encodes 343 amino acids. Gene Ontology annotation, cellular component: mitochondrion; cytoplasm. Lineage: Eukaryota; Metazoa; Arthropoda; Insecta; Lepidoptera; Pyralidae. The transcript is spliced from 7 exons.
CAGCCAGUUAUCUUGCGAAGGUCGGCUGGGUCAGGUGGAAAUAUUGAAUAAAAUUAUUGUAUUACAAUAAUUGUACGCUUGAAACCCACAAAAAUGUUUUCCCGAGCUUUGAGACCCGUCGCCAAUGGCGUUUACGCCCAAAGUGGUUCCAUGAACUUCUCCACUACCUCCCAGAGGAACUUCAAAGUAGUGGUAGCUGGUGCCUCCGGUGGUAUCGGCCAGCCCUUGGGUCUUCUGCUCAAACAGAACCCUCUUAUAACCCGCCUGGCCCUGUACGAUAUCGCCCCAGUGACUCCGGGGGUGGCCGUGGACUUGUCCCACAUGGACACCCCCGCUCAGGUGUCAGGUCACAAAGGUCCAGAGGAACUUGGCGCCGCGAUCAAAGACGCGGACGUUGUGGUGAUCCCGGCGGGAGUCCCCCGCAAGCCGGGCAUGACCCGCGACGACCUGUUCAACACCAACGCCUCCAUUGUCCGCGACCUCGCCCUCAGCAUCUCACAGAACUCCCCCAAAGCCAUCGUGGCCAUCAUCACCAAUCCGGUCAACUCCAUGGUGCCUAUUGCUUCUGAGGUCUUGAAGAAGGCUGGAGUAUACGACCCUCGGCGCGUGCUCGGCGUCACUACCCUGGACGUGGUCCGCGCCGCGGCCUUCAUCGGCGAGAUCAACGGAGUAGACCCGCGCAGCGUCACCAUCCCCGUCAUCGGCGGCCACUCGGGCGUCACCAUCCUGCCCGUGCUCAGCCAGAGCCAGCCCGCGGUCAAGCUCUCCGACCAGGCCAAGAUCAAGGCUUUGACUGAGAGGAUACAGGAAGCUGGCACUGAGGUGGUGAAGGCGAAGGCGGGAGGCGGGUCCGCGACCCUGUCCAUGGCGUACGCCGGCGCCAGGCUGACCAACUCUGUGCUCAGGGGACUCAAUGGCGAAUCAAACGUGGUGGAGUGCGCGUACGUGAAGUCGGACCUGACGGAGGCGGCCUACUUCGCGAACCCGCUCGUGCUCGGCAAGAACGGCGUCGAGAAGAACCUCGGAUUCGGCCAACUUAACGCUUUCGAACAGGAACUCCUUAAGGCCGCCAUCCCUGAACUGCUAAAGAACAUCAAGGUCGGUGAAGAUUUCGCCAAGAAGUAAACUCGACACUUCAGCGGGUGUAGGUGGCGCUACUGUAGCUUUAUAAGCUAUGGCCGAUAGACAAUCAAUUGAAUUAUAAAUAUUAGAUGCGAUUUUAUUUAUUGUAUAGAAGAAAUCAUAACAGGCGAUAUUUCGUCUAGUCUGUGGUAGUAUUAAGAAUUAAAAAUAAUAUUCUAUCAGUGAUUUUUAUAAAUAAACUUUAUAUAAAAGUUACCACGAUCGAAUCGCUAAAAUGAUAAUUUUUAAAUUUUAAUAUGUUUUUAGAUUAUUUAUUUUUUAUUUGAUUUUGUUACAACUUCGUAUCAUGUAAGUGUAAGUGGAUUUUUUGACUAUGAAAAUGGCGCCAUCUACAUAUUGUCUAUGGUAGCGUUGGUACGAGAUCGACUCGUGAUACAAAUACAUAGUAAAAUAGCACGAAUAUAUUAAAUAUAACCCAAUUUAUUAUAGUAUGCCCGGCAUUUUCCGUUGUCUUGAAGAUAUUCAUUCGAGCAAAAGUACCAAAGUUGCCAAGUGGUGAAUGUUUUUGUAAAUAUACAUGUUUUGUUAAUGAGUGAUAAAGUUGUAUUAAAGGUCCUUUAUUAUAAAA